Messenger RNA from Trifolium pratense (red clover), 2210 nucleotides. RefSeq lists its product as uncharacterized. The record is from RefSeq and is a predicted model, not a curated record. Gene Ontology annotation, molecular function: protein binding. The transcript is spliced from 3 exons. NCBI's taxonomy places the organism in Eukaryota, Viridiplantae, Streptophyta, Magnoliopsida, Fabales, Fabaceae. Bases 232 to 1944 code for a protein of 570 amino acids.
GCUCCACUCGUUCCUCCUAUCUAUAUUUUCUCCUCACCAAAUUCUCUCUCUCUCUCUCAACCCUAUUCUCUCUUUCUCACCCCUCCCCUUAUAUAUUCAAUCUCCUUCAUUAUUUCAGCACAUAAAUUAUGUGCUUGUUUUGAUUAGGGGGAAGGAGAGUGAGAGAACAAAAACAAAAAAAAAAAAACCCAAAAAAUUUAAACGGUUCAAGAUUUUCAUCCUUAUCUCAAAAUGGCGGUCACCACUCACUCUCUAACCGCUACAGAAAAGAAACACUGGUGGCUCACAAACCGUAAGAUUGUUGAGAAAUACAUAAAAGAUGCACGAAGCUUAAUAGCAACGCAAGAACAGAACGAGGUUGUUUCUGCUUUGAAUCUUCUAGAUGCGGCUUUAGCUAUAUCACCGCGUUUGGAUCAUGCGCUUGAGCUUAAAGCUAGAUCGUUACUUUAUCUACGAAGAUUCAAAGAUGUUGCUGAUAUGUUACAAGAUUACAUUCCUAGUUUGAGAAUGUCGAAUGAAGAUCCUUCCUCUGUUUCUUCUGGUGAAGGAGUUAAGCUUCUUUCUUCUGAUUCAUCGAUUCCAGAUCAGAGUUUUAAGUGCUUCUCUGUUUCUGAUCUCAAGAAGAAGGUUAUGGCUGGUCUUUGUAAAACUUGUGAUAAAGAAGGCCAAUGGAGAUACUUGGUUUUGGGUGAAGCAUGCUGCCACUUGGGAUUAAUGGAAGAUGCAAUGGUUCUUCUCCAAACCGGAAAACGAAUUGCUAGUGCAGCAUUCCGGCGAGAGAGUGUUUGCUGGUCUGACGACAGUUUUCCUCUAUUAACCAUCCCCAUUGCUGGAGACACCCCAAACCAACAACCAACCACACCGCCGCGAGCCCCACUCAAUGAAACGGAAAGUGUAACACACCUCCUCAGCCACAUCAAGUUCCUCCUCCGCCGUCGAGCAGCAGCACUUGCUGCUCUCGACGCUGGUCUCUACUCAGAAGCCAUCCGCCAUUUCUCAAAAAUAGUAGAUGGCCGCCGUGCUGCCCCACAAGGUUUCCUCGCAGAAUGCUACAUGCACAGAGCAUCUGCACACCGUUCUGCCGGUCGAAUAGCAGAGUCCAUUGCUGAUUGUAACCGCACCCUUUCACUAGACCCAACCUGUAUUCAAGCCCUCGAAACUAGAGCUUCACUCUUCGAAACAAUUCGUUGCUUACCAGAUUCACUACACGAUUUAGAACAUCUAAAGCUUCUCUACAACUCCAUCUUACGUGAUCGGAAACUUCCAGGUCCAGCAUGGAAACGCCACAAUGUGAGAUACAGGGAGAUUCCUGGGAAACUUUGUGCCUUAACCACUAAGAUUCAAGAAUUAAAACAAAGGUUAUCUUCUGGUGGAAUAACUAGUGUCGAUUACUAUGCAUUGAUUGGAGUUCGACGUGGGUGUUCCCGUUCUGAACUCGAGAGAGCACAUUUGCUGCUAUGUCUUCGCCAUAAGCCAGAUAAAGCUACAAAUUUCAUCGAACGGUGUGAGUUUGCGGAUGAACGUGAUAUUGAGACCGUUAAAGAGAAAGCUAAGAUGUGUUCAUUGUUGUUGUAUAGAUUGAUUCAAAAGGGCUACACUAGUGUGAUGAGUAAUGUUUUAGAUGAGGAGGCUGCUGAGAAACAGCGAAAGAAGAACGUUGCUGCUGCAGCACAAGCACAGGCUCAGGCCGCGGCAAUUCAAGUUCAAGUAAUUAAGAAAACAAAUGAAGCUGAGUUGAAAAAUAAUAAGGCUGCAGAUAAUGCAGCAGAUAAUAAGAGUAAUGUUUUUGCGGAAAAUGACCAGUCUCUCAUAUCUUCUUGUAAUGUGAAUCCGGCUGUGUUUCAAGGUGUAUUUUGCCGCGAUAUUGCGGUGGUAGGGAACUUGUUGACGCAGGUGGGAUUUAAUCGUCCGAUUCCGGUGAAGUAUGAAGCAUUGAGCUGCUAAAUUUUUAUGAAAAAAAAAAGAAAAAAGGUUGGUGGGAUGAGCUGUUGGAGAUGUUACCGGCAGAGGGAAUCUCUGGUUGGUUGGUUCACUUCACUUUAUGAUGAAUGAUUGUACAAACAAAAUGCAAAAGGGUUAAAAAAAAUUACUAGACUGCCGGAAAAUUUUGUCACCUUUUCCUUUUUUUUUAUUAUCUUAUAUUAGUAAUCUUUUUUUAUCUAUCAGAUGUACAGAUCGAUUAUUAUCAGUACUGAGACUCUACUUUUGGA